Molecule: messenger RNA, 1041 nt
Organism: Nilaparvata lugens (brown planthopper)
Lineage: Eukaryota; Metazoa; Arthropoda; Insecta; Hemiptera; Delphacidae
Exons: 1
Coding region: 1-1041 (346 amino acids)
Source: RefSeq, a predicted model, not a curated record
AUGCCAAGAUGGAAUCUACGUAGAGCGGACUGGGCCCAUUUCACAGAAGUGAUAGAAAAGACUGUUAGCAGAAUCCCAGUGUCUAUUGAGAAUUAUGAUAGAUUCACCAAACUGAUUUAUGUGGCGGCUAAAAGAUCAAUGCCAAGAGGUCAUAGGAAGAGUUACAUUCCCUGCUGGAGUAAGGAGUGUAGUGACCUCCUCAAAGAAUACAGGAAUUCACACAGUGAUGAGACUGCCAACCAGCUGAUGCAAAAACUGGAUGAGGAGAGACGCAGCAGAUGGGUGGCUGCAAUGGAGAGCAUGGAUUUUACUCAUUCCAGUAGAAAAUCAUGGAAUCUUCUUAGAAGACUGGGAGCAGCGAAAGUGAGCACAACCCAUGCAACGGUCUCACCUGAUGUAAUAGCUGACACCAUAUGUGAGGUUAGCGAUAUCAAUGUACCACACAGAGACUUACUGCAUAUGAAGCGACAUCUGAGAAGAGAAUUGCGUAGAUGUACUGAAAGAUCUGGCUUUGUGAGUCCAGUGAACUAUAGUGAGGUGUUAGCUGCAAUCAAAAACAUCAAGCUGGGUAGAGCUGCUGGAGUUGAUGGCAUCCUUCCUGAAUUCAUAAGGCACCUGGGACCCAAGGCCAUACACUGGCUAACUAACCUCUUCACAAUUGUUAUGGAGAAAUCCAGAACACCAGUGGUAUGGAAGAGAGCAAAAGUUGUUGCCAUUCUGAAGCCAGGAAAGGAGCCUAGUGACCCAAAGAGCUACAGACCAAUAUCACUCCUAUCUGUCAUCUAUAAGCUUUUUGAGCGUGUCCUGCUGUCCAGGAUUAUUGGAAGAGUAGAAGAGUCUCUUCCACAGGAACAGGCAGGAUUUAGGGAAGGCCGUAGCUGUGAAGAACAAGUGCUGUCCAUCACAACCUACAUAGAGCAUGGUUUUGAGAGGAAGCUGAAGUCAGGGGCAGUAUUUCUUGACCUUAGCUCGGCCUAUGACACAGUGCACACAGUGACACAGUGCACUGCUGCUAAAACUUACACGGGCAUUGAAAUGUAG